AUGUUAGGGAGAGUUGGUGGGGUGGUUGAAGCUUAUGAGUUUGUUGAACAAUUUGGUGAAGCUCGGCAAUGUGUUAGAAAUUUGGAGAUCACUUCUGGGCUUGCGGACUCCAUGGACAUGUUGAAUUGGGAGAAGUGGUUGCAAAGAAGUCGCUUGAAAUGGAGAAAGUACUCAAUGGAGAAGGAUUUUAAGAUUCAGCCCUCAACUCGCACCAUUGUUACGUUGCAAACAUGUCGGGGAGAGUUGGUGGGGAUGGUUGAAGCUUAUGAGUUUGCGAAACAAUUGGGUGAAGUCGGCAAUGUGUUGAAAAUUCAAGGAUCACUUCUUGGGCUUGUAGACUCCAUAGACACGUUGAAUUGGGAGAAGUCAUUGCAAAGAAGUCGCUUGAAAUGGAGAAAGUACGCAACAUUGCAAGUAAGGAAAAAGGGUUUGCAAAAGGAAGUUGGCUCGAGUUUGAUUGAUAUCGGAGGUUCCGUGGCUCGAUUUGUGUCGAAAGAUCAAGACCACCCUCGCCACGAAGUCUGCUAUGGGAAUGCUGUCACAACAGAAAAGCACAGUCCAAACUCAAGAACUCCCUUUGGAAGAAAGUAA
Molecule: messenger RNA, 591 nt
Organism: Dovyalis caffra
Lineage: Eukaryota; Viridiplantae; Streptophyta; Magnoliopsida; Malpighiales; Salicaceae
Source: the annotation of a GenBank genome assembly